AGUGGCAAGUUGUUUGUUCCAGCGAGCACCAGCUGCUCGGCACUCCGGGCUCCGCUGCUCCGCUCCGCGCCCCGCCGGCCUCCCCGCCGCUCCAACUUUUGCACCCUCUGCUCCCUCAUCCCCUGCUCCUGCCCCCGGAGCUGGGAAGGGACAGACGGAAGCGGGGAGGGGAAAAAGGAAAAAAGACAAAAAAAAAUAAGAAGGCACCGACAAUAACAGCCCCCCCUCCCCCUCCCCAUUCAAAAACACAACAUAAACCCCAGGGAUAGAUGAACUACAAAUGAGAAAGAGGAAAAGAUGGAACUGCACAUCCUAGAGCACAGGCUCAGAGUGGCCAGCAUAGCCAAGGAGAGCAUCCAGUUGUUUACCUAUGGAUUAAUCAAACUUGCUUUCCUGUCCUCUAAGACGAGGUGCAAGUUCUUCAGCCUCACAGAAACCCCUGAGGACUACACCAUCAUUGUGGAUGAAGAGGGCUUCCUAGAACUUCCUUCCUCGGAACACUUGAGCGUGGCUGAUGCAACAUGGCUUGCCCUCAACGUGGUGUCUGGUGGAGGAGGCUUCUCCAGCUCCCAGCCCAUCGGAGUGACCAAAAUUGCCAAGUCAGUCAUAGCACCCCUAGCUGACCAAAACAUCUCAGUGUUCAUGCUCUCCACCUAUCAGACAGACUUCAUCCUGGUGCGUGAGCGAGACCUGCCCUUCGUGAUGCACACGCUGGCUGCCGAGUUCACCAUCCUCAGAGUAGUGAAUGGGGAGACAGUGGCUGCUGAUGACUUUGGGGUAACAAAUGGAUUUGUCAAACCAAAACUAGUUCAGAGGCCUGUCAUUCAUCCUCUCUCCAGCCCAAGCAAUAUGUUCUGUGUCACCAGCCUGGAUCCAGAUACCCUUCCCACUGUUGCUACACUCCUGAUGGAUGUCAUGUUUUACUCCAAUGGAGUAAAAGACUCAGUGGUGGGCAACGAAGACUCGGGACAUAUUCGCUUUUUCUCCUUUUCUCUCAUUGAGGGUUACAUCUCCCUGGUCAUGGAUGUCCAGACACAGCAGAGAUUUCCUAAUAAUUUGUUGUUUACAAGUGCAUCUGGUGAGCUCUGGAAGAUGGUGAGGAUUGGUGGGCAGCCUCUUGGCUUUGAUGAAUGUGGAAUUGUCGCUCAGAUUUCUGAGCCUUUGGCUGCAGCUGACAUCCCAGCCUACUACAUCAGUACAUUUAAGUUUGAUCACGCCUUGGUACCUGAAGAAAAUAUAAAUGGUGUGGUCAAUGCACUCCAAGUCAGUCAAGCUGAAAAGCAUUAGAAAUCUUCUGAGCUGGUUCCAGAUGCUUUUUAUUAUUCUAAUAAUAAUAAUUAUUAUUAUUAUUAUUCUUUUUUUCUCACAGUAUUUCUUGAAAAAUCUGAUUACAGAGAGUGACAUGAAAAGAGACUGUGGAAAGUUGAGCAGAAACAGCUCCAAUAAGCCUUUGUUUUAAUUAUUAUUAUUAUUAUUAUUGUUAUUAUUAUUAUUAUUGUUAUUUUAUUAAAUUUAUGAAUGAGGGGCAGGAGGAAAGGGAGUUUGUAUGGUUUCCUGAUGUUCAGCUCCAAGGUGAAGUGAGCCCUGGCUGUGCCCUGUGUGGAAGGAGCUGCCUGGGGACACCCAAGGACACCCAGCACGGAGAGCAGUGGGGUGGCCAAGAGCAGAUGGACAGACUGCUGCCUCAGAGAGCCCUGAAAACCAGAAACACAGUGAAAUAUGGAAUUAAACAGAAAAGACCUGGCAUAGUACUGGCUUGUCUCCUUGCAUCAGACUUCUGAGGACUGCCCAUCACUGCCUGUGUUGAGAUAGGAUGCACAGGGUUCUGUUUCCCCUGACAGAACAAUUUGGUGUUGGAAAAGAGGAAAAUAUCCAAUUGUUUGACAUUUCCCCUUUUUCUUUCUCCCUGCAGUCAAAGCCUGGCUGCUCUGAGAAAGCCUGGGCAGGGGGAGCCCAGCUCUGGCCAGCUCCUGGCAGUGGUGUCACCCAGACUUGGGUCUGCAUUGGAACUUGGCUGCUUUGGGUCAGGUUUUUCCAGUCACUGCUCCAUGUAUUUUCCUGCCCUGUCUCCAGGACUGCUGUUGUCCCCUUACCCCACUUCAGAGCCUUCCCCCAGCCCUUGUUGUUCCUCAGCAAGAGGAGGAAGGGCUCUUUUCUCCUGUCCCCUCAGGCUUUUCCCAUCCACUGUGCACUCAUGGGGAGAUAAAGGAUUGCCCAGGGUCCCUGGGGAGCUGCUCUUGCACAUCCAGGCCCCCUUGGCCAAGAGCCACAGCUCUGCCAGGGCCAGAGGUGCCUGAGUCCUGUGGGGACCCUCCUGCAGUUUUUCAUCCCACAGGUGGAAAUUGCUGCUGCCUGGGGAAGCAGAGUGGUGCUGAAAAUGCCUCAGACCUGCUGGCAUCUGGUCCUGCACAGAUGAUGGGGUUUUUCCCAUGGGGAAGCAGCAGUGUGUUCUGUUCUGGCUUGUGCCACAGCUGAGGGCCAGCAGGGGCCUGGCACCAAGGCCACAGUGGCACCUGUGUCCUGGCUGUGCCCUGGCCACUGCCAGCACUGUGCAGGACAGCAGAGAGCAGUGCUGGGACACAAGUGUGACCCAGGUGUGGGUGCCAGCCCUCUGCCCCACUGUGCCCAUGCACCAAGGGCUGCUGAGAGGAGGAGCUGCCUGCAGAGGAUCUUGCUGCUGGGAUUGCCAGCCCCAGCUUCUCUUGCAUUUCUUACCUUCUUCCACUUCAGGCUUGACAUAAAGAAUUUGCAGAUCUUGCUGUUUUCCUGAGGGCUUUCCAGCCAGAGACAGAGACAGCCCCUGGCAGGAUUUCCCUGAGGCUGUGCCAUAUCCAGCUGUGAGCCAGGGGUUUGCACUCAUCUGGAGGCAGUAAGCAAAGCAAACACCUGGGAUCAUGCCAGGGGCAUGGUUUUACUGGUGUGUAGGACAAGCAAACACACACAGAGCUGCUUGGUUAGUUCUGCAUUCACAGUACUGGAGGGCCAAGCAGUUCUGGUUUCUGAUGCUGCUGGAUUCAAACUCUGAAUUUCAAAUCUGGUUGUUCACCAGUGGGAUGUUUUGUGGUAUCUAGACAAGGAGUCAGAGUACCCAUGGGAAAAAGCAAGGAUGACUUUCCUUGGCCCUACUGGAGCUGAAGCAUCCCUGCUGAGGAGCACUGAGGCACACGUUUGGUGCUUUACCAAACUGGAUGUCCUGCUGUUCCUUAUGUGGGUUUUCAGAAUUGUCCCAUGAUAUGUUUAUAUCCACUCCUGAUUUCUGGACUAAAGGUUCAUUCUAGAUGUGGCUCUGUGCAUCUCUGGGUUUUGUUUGGAAAGGUGCUUUGGUCUCCUGCCAAGGACACAGGCACAGGCUGUCACAGAGUGCUGAAGGCAUUGGAGGUGUUUGCUGUGGCUCUGCCCGGUGCUGAGGGCACUGAGCUGGGCUGGCAGUGGUGGCUUCUCAGCCCAGGUGUUGUCGGGGGUUUCUCCUUGGGUGGCAGAUGGGCAGCACGGCUGGGGAAGGGGAUGUUGAGUUGCUGUGCAGCUGCUGAGCUGCCAGCCAAGGUUUCUGUCCAGCUGAGUUGGUUCUGAGCCUUUGCUGUGUGCAGGGAUGGUGCCGCCAUGCCAGAGUCACCAGGACAGGUUUUCCUUCUGCUCUGGGUUCUGUCAGCCUUUGGGAAGUUUUGGCAUCAGAGAGUACCAAGUGUUGCUGUGCAUGUGCCAGUGCUGCUUCCAAAGGACUUAGCAUGGAUAGGAAGGAAUUAACUUGAAACAAGCAACAACUUUACUGAGCCUUAAAUGAAAGCAAAAAAAAAAAAAAAA
This is a messenger RNA of Zonotrichia albicollis (white-throated sparrow), 3801 nucleotides long. RefSeq names its product cytosolic arginine sensor for mTORC1 subunit 2 (gene CASTOR2). NCBI's taxonomy places the organism in Eukaryota, Metazoa, Chordata, Aves, Passeriformes, Passerellidae. The record is from RefSeq and is a predicted model, not a curated record. Gene Ontology annotation, biological process: negative regulation of TORC1 signaling.